AGUAAGAGCCGCCGCUAUUGUGUGAAUACUGAAUACCCUCGAAUCUCAAUCUCUCUUGAUUCUCCUGGAACCUUCUCGAAUCAGGAAAGAGCCUACACCUAUCCUUAUUUAAAAUCUAACCCAUCUCCACUACGUUUGACCCAUUCUCCGCUCUGCAUCUAAUCUAAUCUAAUUUCAUUCUUUGGAUCUUUCUUUGAUAAUAAUGGAGGGAGGUGCAGCAGUAUCGACAGAAAAACAGAACGAAUCCACGCCGUCUUAUACCUACUGGGUUAGACAAACGACGCAAGAUGCUGCACCUUUACCUCUUCCAAAGAAGCUCACAUCUGACGACCUCAAUAAUCAAGCCAAUAAUACCCAAACCCACCUAGGCUCUGCUUGGAAUCGGGCUGGAACAUGGGAGGAGAAAAAUCUAAAUAAAUGGGCGAAUGAACGAAUUAAGGAGCUGCUCAUAUCUGUGGGAUCACUGGUGUAUUCUGGUGGCAGAGCAGAAGUGGCCGAAGUAACACGAUGUUCUGGUGAUGCAUUUUUGGUGACUGUACGGAAUAAAAAGCGUGUUGGCUAUACAUAUGAGCUCACGAUCAAAGUCAAGGGGGAAUGGCUUGUUGGAGAUGAGAAAAAGGUGAUCAAGGGCCAUAUAGAUAUACCAGAGUUCUCAUUUGGCGAGAUAGAUGAUUUGCAGAUUGAAGUGAGUCUUAGUGAAGACAAGGAUCUUGGACAAGAAGACAAGCAUCGAAUAAAACAGGAUAUGAAGCAAUUUUUGCAGCCUUUUCAGGAAAAAUUGCUCAAGUUCGAGCAGGAACUGAAAGAGUUGUAGUAUGACUGUUGCAUUUGGUACUAUUUCUUGAAGCUUUUUUUUUCUUUUUUCUUUUCCUAAGACGCUUGUGGUCUGGACUUGUGGACGAAUGUCCCUUAGACUCGAAAGUGUUACUUCUACUCAUAAUCAAAAUGUAAUACUUUAGCACAACUUAUUAAGAAUAUUGGGACUUUAGAUUAUUUGAUGUCGUAGUGCUGGUGAUUGUUCCCUUGUUAUUUGAGAAAGAAUGACCUAGUUUGACUUGA
This is a messenger RNA of Solanum tuberosum (potato), 1059 nucleotides long. RefSeq lists its product as uncharacterized. The transcript is spliced from 6 exons. The coding region runs from base 203 to 814 and encodes 203 amino acids. The record is from RefSeq and is a predicted model, not a curated record. Gene Ontology annotation, biological process: positive regulation of ATP-dependent activity; protein folding. Gene Ontology annotation, cellular component: cytosol. NCBI's taxonomy places the organism in Eukaryota, Viridiplantae, Streptophyta, Magnoliopsida, Solanales, Solanaceae. Gene Ontology annotation, molecular function: ATPase activator activity; protein-folding chaperone binding.